AUUAAUUAUAUAACGAAAAUAUCUUUAUUUUCACUCUACAUAUGUCGUGAACGGCUAUAUUAUGACGCAAAGUCACAAUGUGGAAAUUUUCACUUAAGAAACGUCGACGUCGUAGUCGACCACAUGAAAAUGUACUUUUCUAGCUUUACACGCAAGAUGGCGUUAGUUGAAAUUACGGUCGAUAAACGUGCAUAUGCAAUAUCGAUUACGUUUACGUAAUAAAUGAUGUUACUUAUAAAUUCUAUUUUGGUGGCGCCACAUAAAAUCAAGAGACACAAUAGUAAUCUGUUAGUAUCUUGCGCCAUUUCAAUAAUCGUCUAACAAAGAACCGUAAAGUAUCGAUCAAGAUCAGUGGUAAUUGGUAAUGAGAAAAAUGAAAGGAAUAGACAAGACGGAUAAUAAAAAUAAGAAAAUACAGGAAAUGGACAAGAAAGGACAGAAUAACACUUUAAACGAAGAAGAAUUAAAUAUAAGUAUUAAUACAGAAAAUUAUUUUCUACGAGUAGAAUUGGAAAAUAUUAAAAAGCAAUUAGAAGUUGCUGUUGCGAACAAUGAGAUGCUACUACAGCGGCAGCAGCAGCUCCAGCAGCCUCAACCUCCGUCAAUUCCUCCACCUGCACAGCCACAGAUUCCAGCUCCACAGCAGCCAGCUACGUUGCAAAUGAUUCCACCGCAGCUGGCUUCGUCACAAGAGAAAAGUGAUGAACAAAUUCUAACAAAGCAAAAGCCUGUACGCUGGCAACGAGCAGGGAGGGGAAAUAAUAGACGGAGGGGAAAUAAUAGAACUUAUAGAAGACAUCCCCAUGGUCGGAAGGGCAGUAAUAUUAUUAUUCAUAUGUGAACUGCGGAUUUCAAAAACUGCCUGUUCAAGAAACUGAAGACUGAAAACUGAAGAACUAUUUAGCUUUUUAUUCAAAGAGACUACUUGUUACAAUUUUUUUUUUAAAUGAUACAUAUAUGAGAUUUUAUGAGAUUUAUGUGUAAUCUUAAAGACGUAUAAUAUGAUGAUGCAAGGUUAAGUUAAUAAUUUUAAGUAGCAUAUAUAAGCACAUUUAUUUUUGUAUCUAAUGAUUCUUACUUUUAAACACGAAAUUUAAUUUUUUUCCAUAUGUAUCACAUUUUUUUUUUUUGAAUCUAUGAGAUUCAUGUGAUAUUUAACGUUAGUAUGAUAUAAUUUUAAGUAUAAUGUAUGAAAUAUAUGAUGUCAAGAUAAUUAAUAAAUAAAUAUUGUA
This is a messenger RNA of Formica exsecta, 1232 nucleotides long. RefSeq lists its product as uncharacterized. Lineage: Eukaryota; Metazoa; Arthropoda; Insecta; Hymenoptera; Formicidae. The record is from RefSeq and is a predicted model, not a curated record. The transcript is spliced from 4 exons. Bases 365 to 841 code for a protein of 158 amino acids.